UGUAAUACUUUGGUGGACAAACAGGUUAGUAGCUCAGCUUCUGAGUCACCAAGUUGGGAAGUUUCUCCAUUAGAAGGCGUAAUUGAAGACAUGCUGUUGGGGAUUAGAAGACUUGAACGGUGGCAAACAAUCAAUGCAGUGCUGUGGACAUUUCUGAUGUCUGCUUUUGUUGGCUAUUCAGUCUAUCAAAGGAAGCUCCAAUGA
Ilex paraguariensis (yerba mate) is the source of this 204-nucleotide messenger RNA. NCBI's taxonomy places the organism in Eukaryota, Viridiplantae, Streptophyta, Magnoliopsida, Aquifoliales, Aquifoliaceae. The record is from the annotation of a GenBank genome assembly.